Frankliniella occidentalis (western flower thrips) is the source of this 4368-nucleotide messenger RNA. RefSeq names its product TBC1 domain family member 16 (gene TBC1D16). Gene Ontology annotation, biological process: activation of GTPase activity. The coding region runs from base 47 to 2380 and encodes 777 amino acids. Gene Ontology annotation, cellular component: early endosome. Gene Ontology annotation, molecular function: GTPase activator activity. The record is from RefSeq and is a predicted model, not a curated record. The transcript is spliced from 15 exons. NCBI's taxonomy places the organism in Eukaryota, Metazoa, Arthropoda, Insecta, Thysanoptera, Thripidae.
GACGGAUGGAGAAGAGGUGAUCUGAGGAUCCUCCCCUUCCCCUACAAUGCCGCUGCCAAACAUUUUAAAGAAAGCUUCCAAUUACAUUCUUGGAGGAGGACACGAAGAGAAAAACCCCCCAUUCAACGAAGGAGAAGUUGUCUUCUGUAAAAACAAUGUUUGUGUUCAUCCUCCGGCCCUACUGAGACAAGCUUGUGAUGUAGUACAUCACCCUGGUUAUUUAUCUGUGAGCUGUCAGCUUGGUGGUCUACAGCAUAAAACCAAAACCCUGCAUUUGAGCUGGAUUCCUAAUAGUACCCUACAUAAACAUCCAGGGGCUAUCCAACGGCACAAUUACAAGGAUGAAAGAAGUGAUUCUUUGUCCUCCAGUGAUGUGACUUUACCAUGUGGAAAGGAAUCCUGUUUGAAGUGCUUGGCUGAAGAACGUUUGAUUGAUGCAACUUAUCGAACAACAUUUCGCGAGUUUCGGCGACGAAGUUCUGGAGGUGAAAGCUGGGAAUCUAAUCAUAGAAGUGGGCCCCCUAGUCUCGCUACCUCAGAACCUCCAAGCUCUAACAGCCUUCUUCAGCGAAAUGUUGAAAGUAAUGGAGAAACAUCAGAAGAAUCAGCAUCAUUGACUACUCAGGAUGCUGAUGUUAUCAGUGCAGAAGAGUUGACUGACAAACUAAGUCUUUCAAGCUCUUUGAGUCCAACUCAUUCUACAAACGGUUCUAAGCUAACAGGUGAUAUUUCAACAGAUACUGCCAAAUUUCCCACACUUCAGUCAGGGUCCAGAGGAGAGGACAUUCUUGUAAGUAUUGUUGAACCACCUCUGGAUGAAAAUGAACCUAUUCGCCAGAGAUCACCUUCCUCAGCAUCAACUUGUAGCUUUCUUCACCCUUCCUGUCCUCCAUCACUUCAGAGUGAUGACAUGCCAACGUGGCUCAGCUCUCCUGAAUUACUGGCCCUCAGACAUAAUCUCACAUUCCCUGAGAGUGCCACUGCAUCACCUGUUGUUCGGAGAACCCAUAGUUGCAGAAGAUUCUCUGUAGACCUGGGCCAAAUGCGUUCUCUUCGUUUAUUCUUCAAUGACACAGAAUGUACAAGUGGUCAACUUGUUGUUGCAUCACGGGAAAGCCAGUACAAAAUAUUGCACUUCCAUCAUGGGGGAUUGGACCAUCUUGCUGCUGUUCUCAAUGAUUGGAGUUUUCUUCUAUACACCCCACAACCGAUAGGCAUUCAAGAUACCUUACCAUAUCGCCACUUUAUGAUUUGCAGGCCUGAGGUUGGUGAGGAUGAGCUACAUCCAGAGGAAGGACAAAUUGGAAUUGUAGAUCUAGAUGUGUGGAUACAGGUAUUGAACCCUGAAGGACAAAUCGAGGAUGACUUAACUCUUAGAAAGGGAAUAUUUUUUGGUGGCCUUGAUCCAACUUUGAGAACUGUUGUUUGGCCUUUUCUCUUGCAUUGCUUCCCAUACACAUCUACAUACGAUGAAAGGGAACAGGCUCAAGCUAUGCGUAGACAAGAAUAUCUCAACAUCAUGGAAAUGCGUAAAUCUCUAUCAGGAGAAGAUUAUGAUGAUUUCUUUCGCAAUGUGCAAUGUGUUGUGGAGAAAGACGUUGUAAGAACUGACCGUGCUAACCCUUACUUUGCUGGGUCUGAUAAUCCUAACAUCGAAAUAAUGAAGAACAUUCUCUUAAACUAUGCUGUUUACAACAAAGGUGCUGGCUACACUCAAGGAAUGUCAGAUUUGCUUGCACCUGUUCUUGCAGAAAUGAAGAAUGAAGCAGAUGCAUUUUGGUGUUUUGUUGGUUUAAUGCAAAGAGCUUCUUUUGUAUGCACACCUACUGAUGGUGAUAUGGACCGUUCCCUUAUGUAUUUACGUGAACUGAUCAGAGUGAUGCUCCCUGCCUUUUACAAUCAUCUGGAACGUCACACUGACGCCAUGGAACUCCUAUUUUGUCAUCGAUGGAUAUUGUUGUGUUUUAAAAGAGAAUUUCCAGAGCCUAUUGCUCUGUCGAUGUGGGAAGCAUGUUGGGCAAAUUACAUAACAGAUUACUUUCAUUUAUUUCUCUGUCUUGCAAUUUUAUCAGUCUAUGCUGAUGAUGUGGUUGCUCAAGACUUACACACAGAUGAAAUGCUUCUCCAUUUUAGCUCUCUUGCCAUGUUCAUGGACGGUCAAUUAAUUUUGAGAAAGGCACGAGGCUUACUGUACCAAUUUCGACAAAGGCCUUGUAUUCCUUGUACUCUUGCCGGGCUUUGUCAGAUGUGUGGGCCUGGCAUGUGGGACUCCUCUCAUGCACCCGUUGUGGAAUGCACUUCAACAUCCUGUUUGGACAAUCCUUGUCCAUAUAGUGCUGCUCAGGAUGCUCCUACACUUGUGUUUCAGGAUGAUAAAUAAUCUCAUAAAUUUCAAGGGUCCCACAUGAAGAAAACUAAGUGUUGCCAUAUUUUUUCUUUCUUACAGGUUUAUGAAAUAUGUUUUCUUCUUAAACUUGGUUAUUACCGGUAAUCUCUUGAGUAACUAUAUACUAGUCUCUGUUGUACAAUUUUCUGUUAUUGUGAAUCUCGAGAUUUAUUUUGCUGCCAAAAUAGAAAAGCUACAUGAAUUGGAUGCCAUGUGACUUUUCCAAAGAGAAAGAAAUCCAUUAAGACUGGCAUUAAUUUGUCUUAGGAAAGUAAUCAAGCAAAAUUUGAGGUGAAGCUUUACACCAAUUCUGUAGUAUGAUUUUUUUUCAUGUUUCAUCAAAGUUUCUGUUAAUUUUGAGUGCAGGACCUUUAAAAUAUGUCAUUUUUCUUGCCAUCUGUAUACUCACAUUUAUUAUCAUUUUGACGGGUAUUGGUGUGUGCUUUCCAUACCUUCUACAUGUACAUGUCAUAGAUGUGGAGCAAGUGUUUUUGGAUACACACUAAAAAAAAAGAAAAUAACAUGACGUAUCGUAAUUUUUCUGAUUUGUUGGUAGGAUUUUAAACUACAAUGACUGUUAAACUAAUCUAUGUUAAAACAUAUCUACAUUUCAUAUAUAUUGUUUCCUUGACUUUAUCUCUAACUGGAAACCUCAUGUAUGUUCGAGUUGAGGGAGGAGUUGGAGAUUAUUUACAAACAGGCCUUAGAUAACGUAUGUGAUGUCUAAUUCAUUAAAUCUCAUAACUUCUUGAGAGCAUAAGUAUUAAUACUUACCUUACUUCAUUUUUCAACUUUUCUCAUAGUUUUUUACUACCUCUGUGUUGAGAAAAAAUUAAUGGGCCAGAAGAACUUUUUCAUGUUGACUUUAAAAUGAUGAUUUUAGACAAUCUUUCAUUCUUAACUUAAGGAGAAGUAAAUUUAUUUGUUUCCCUUGUUGCAGCCGAAUCUAUAGUCAAAGAAGCAGUUAUUUUUGUUUCAAAGGCAUCACUUUUCUUUUACUGCGCCCUACUAAAAUUAUUCUACUGCCAUGUCCCAAUUGUUUUACAUGUGCAAUGCUUAUGGUAAGCCCAUAAGUCAUGGGAUUACUAGUUUUAAUGGCUGAGGCCGGUUUGAUUGAUUACAUGUUUUUGCUGUGUUUGUGAGUUAACUUUGAUGUCAAUUGUUGUGAAAUGUGAAUGUAUCCUAUUCUAUCCAUGCACAGUUUUUAAAAGCCAAAGAUUAACCAUGAAAUGGUUUACCAUUUUUAGCAUAAUGACAAUUUGUCUGCUAUAUAAACUUCUUUGUCAUCACUUUUUUGAAUCUCUUAAAUUUGUUAUGGUGCUUCUUUAUGUAUUUCCAUUCUAUUUACUAUAUUGUGUGCGUCUGUGAGUAAAAGGUUGGUAUUGGACACUACGAAACUUUAUAUUAAGCCUAAUGCACUGUUUUUUUGUAAAUGAUGGGUGAAGCACAUGAGUCAAUUGAGUUUGUUUGUCUUGGGGUAUAAUUGUAUUGUUGUUUUGUUUGUUUUAAUAUUGUUUGUUAACUAUGUGGAACAGGUUUGCAUUUAUCAGCAGUGUGUUCAAUAUUUGUUGUCAAGACAUAGCAAGUUUAGUUUCAUAAAAUGUGCCAUUUCAAUUGUUUUCUUAGUAAGGGUUGCCAGGAACAAAGCCGCUCGAGGACAAGACCAUUUUUCAAUGUUUAUUCUAAUUUUUACCAGUCUGAAACCUAACUCUUUUUAUUGUGUUUAGUUAAGCCUUUGCAGUGCACAGUAGUUCUGCUGUUUUGACUUGAACCAUUGAGCACAGUGCCACAUAGGUUUAAGAUUUAAUUAUGUAUCAUGUAUACCAAAGGUUUCCAAAGUUAAUGUUUCUCUAUGUAGUCAAAGAAAAGACUCAUCAUGAUACAUGGGUCAACGCUUAUUUUUAUUCUUAUCUUAUGAUGUUUAUUUUUGUUGCUGUGAAAAUGGGUAUCCAUAUAUCAUUAUUAAACGUUCUGAAACAAGA